This is a messenger RNA of Telopea speciosissima, 1522 nucleotides long. Its product is annotated as protein ROH1-like. NCBI's taxonomy places the organism in Eukaryota, Viridiplantae, Streptophyta, Magnoliopsida, Proteales, Proteaceae. The coding region runs from base 42 to 1217 and encodes 391 amino acids. The record is from RefSeq and is a predicted model, not a curated record. The transcript has a single exon.
AAGGGGAAGGAAUAAGGAUUUUUCUCCUAUCGUGACUGAGAAUGCCAGCGACGGAUUACCAGGGUUCUUCAGUGCCUUUUUCCUCGAUAGGUCGUUCGUUAUUGAGUAUUAGGCGCGAUCAAGUUCAUUCCAUGGAAGGGAACCAGGAGCCUACCAACCUGGAAUUGAAGCUCGAGGGGUUCCAGAAACAGGUUGUUGAUCGGUUCAAUGAUCUCCAUGCCGUUACCGAUGAAGAUCUGCUCUCCCUCUCAUGGAUCCGUCGCCUUCUUGAUGCGUUCCUCUGUUGCCAGGAGGAUUUUAGGUCUAUUUUGUUCAAAAGCAAGGCCCUCGUCUCGAGACCUCCCUUAGAUCGCAUGGUCAACGAAUUUUUUGAGAGGAGUGUGAAGGCGCUGGAUGUCUGCAACGCUAUCCGCGAUGGAAUUGAGCAGGUUCGACAAUGGCAGAAGCACUUAGAGAUCGUCCUUUGUGCCUUGGACUCCCGCCAGAGAAUCCUCGGGGAGGGCCAGUUCAGGCGGGCCAAGAAGGCGCUGACGGAUUUGACAAUCGCGAUGCUGGAUGAGAAGGAUUCUAGCUCCGUCCUCUCCCACAGGAACCGUUCGUUCGGGAGGAACAACAACAGCAGCAAGGACCACCGUCCAGCAGGGCAUUUCCGCUCGCUCUCCUGGAGUGUCUCUCGCUCUUGGUCAGCCGCUAGGCAGCUUCAGGCGAUAGGGAACAACUUGACCCCUCCCCGUAGUAAUGAAAUUGUUGCCACCGGUGGGGUAGCAGUUGCUGUCUACACCAUGAAUUCGGUGCUUCUGUUCGUAAUGUGGUCUCUCGUAGCGGCUAUACCAUGUCAGGACCGUGGCCUGCAAACCCAUCUCUCCAUCCCUCGCCAUUUCCCAUGGGCAAUCUCAAUUCUUUCACUCCAAGAGCGGAUUACCGAGGAAUCCAAGAAGCGGGACCGAAAGAAUACGAGUGGGUUGUUGAAAGAAAUCCAUCAAAUUGAGAAAUGUGUGCGUCACUUGACGGAAAUGGCCGAUGCAGUUCAGUUUCCCUUGACGGAGGAACGGGAGAAGGAGGUGAGACAGGGAGCAUUGAAUUUGGCAUUGGUAUUGGAUACAGUGAGAGAGGGAUUAGAUCCUUUGGAGCGCCAGGUAAGAGAGGUGUUCCAUAGGAUCGUGCGUAGCCGAACUGAAGGUCUUGACUGUAUGGGUAAGGCAAGCAAUUCUGAAUGAUCUGAAAUUCUGAAACCUGAAUUCUGGUCCACCUUCAGUGUGCAUCGAAUUGUACAAUUUUGCAAAAUAUGUUUGGGUAAUUUUUGGUUGUCUGGGUAUGUAACUCUGUUGCAGUGGAGGAGGAGAGAGAGGACGAGCAGAAGAAUGAUAUUAGAUGUCCAUCAACAAUAAGAACCCUUUUUUAUACAUUCUGUAAAGAAAAUCCUUGGAUUGGAUCGUCCCGUUCAAUGGAGCUGUUUAUUCGGUUUGUAUCCGUAAUUGUAUAAGUUUAAUCAAUUUUCUCCGGUUAGCUUCAUCUUCAUGUC